Messenger RNA from Sinocyclocheilus grahami, 1194 nucleotides. RefSeq lists its product as uncharacterized. Bases 97 to 1194 code for a protein of 365 amino acids. The transcript has 5 exons. Lineage: Eukaryota; Metazoa; Chordata; Actinopteri; Cypriniformes; Cyprinidae. The record is from RefSeq and is a predicted model, not a curated record.
AACAAACAAAGAAGAAGAAGGACACUGCUCUGCAUGCUCUACCAUAAAGGAAAAAAACCCUCUUCUCAUGCAUAAGAUGUGUUGACUGUUGUGACAAUGGUGGAACAAGAGAACAAGAGGUCUGUUGAACGCAACAUUGUGCACUGUUUGCGGUGCCACAAGCCACAGGAGAGCCUCCCUGUUCACCUGGCCAGGGUGUGCAUGAAAAAAAGCACAGCAGAGGAGAGAUCGGAUGAGGUGCAGAAGGCCAAGGCUUCCAGCAGAGAGUGGAUCCGGAAGAACAGGACCUGGAAUUACGAGCUGCUCCGUGAGCUCCUGCCUGACAGAUGCUCUCGGAUCACCAUGGUCGAGGAGCUUCUUCGCCGUGGUUUCUUCAUCAGGAACCAGCACGAAGAGUCCGACAUGGUCUUGAACCCUGAAGGUGACUCGGCCUCUGUUGAUGCUGCCACUACCACCGCCGAAUCCUCCGGAGAUCCUCAAACCAUAUCCCAUUCUGUGAGGAUAAAGAGGAAGGAGGCGGGUCUGCAUGACAAGUUCCCUGCUCGGGCCAAGCUCCUGGUGGGCUUUAAAAAGUACCUGACUGUGUCAAGGAAGGUCCCCAAGUGGCAACAGGAGGUUGACGUGUCCCGUUUCCUUCGGUACUUGCAGCCCACUGGGAGUGAGCCGUCUCUGGACUUCCUGUCAAAAAGCAGAGAGACCCGGGACUUUCUGACGGCCCUGAAGCGCACUGACGUGUCUUUAGUCAGCAUCCACAAUUACAUCAAGAGCAUGAAAAGGUUCUUAGAGUACUUGACGCCAAGGCUGGACAUUCAAAAAAGAGACCCGCAGCUGCGGACCAACUGCCAGAGAUACACUAACAUGCUGAAGACUGUACUCAAGAGACGUGAUGACAAGACCUGUGACCCGAGACCUGAUGGCACUCCCUGCAUUAAAGAUUGCCAGAAGAUUUUGAGAGUGGCAAAGCCAGACUUCCUCAGGAUCCAUGAGAAUCUGCUUAUGGGCAAAGUGGUCUCAAAUACAAAGAAGACGCUGUACCGCUAUUACUGCGAGGCGCUCUUGGUCUUCCGUCACAUGCAGAGUCCAGGAGCUGUGGAAGGCUUGACAGAUGCAGACUGGGUAGAUAGGAUUGCACAAGGUGGCAGGGUGGUGAUCGGCGUAAGGAAGAGAAAACGGCAAGUAUGCAAAUCGCCUUGA